Messenger RNA from Echinostoma caproni, 1629 nucleotides. The record is from the annotation of a GenBank genome assembly. NCBI's taxonomy places the organism in Eukaryota, Metazoa, Platyhelminthes, Trematoda, Plagiorchiida, Echinostomatidae.
AUGGUACGGCCACCUUCACCCGGACGGAAAAAUGUAAUGAAACUGAUUAACUUAUUUGAGGGUGGACCCGCACCGUUGGUCGAUUUAGAUGAGUCGUUGACGGACGAUAUGAAUCGCAAUCAAGCAACAAGGCAUCAAAAGGUUCCGGUGAACAAAAAUGCAAUCAGUGGUCCGACAGACGGAAAGAAGUUGGUUCCUGAACGUGAUCUGACCGCUCCCGGAAACUCCCCGUCAACAAACGAUUGGCAAUCGAAGGAUUUGGGUGAUGUGGUGCUGCGAAUACGGGAUAUUGAGAAUAAAUACGAUCGACGGCAGCGUUACCAGUCCAUAUUUACCAACGCUCCACUGUACCAAGUCUAUUCUCAGCGCGUUGCACGUAAAGAAACAAAACGAGAGGCCCGGCGUCGCCAUGAUGCUCGACAAACAUCUGCCAAAGUUUCACCCGGUGAUCAUCCAACCGGUUCAAAUAGUUUGGAAUUCGACGACGCCCUGUUCGAACCAAUUGAUAGCGAUGAUCGCGAAUUCGGUGAUCCAGUAUUCCCCGACCCACCUACACUGAAUUACAACCCCGACACUAUCCCCCCGGAAGUUCCAAAGCACGGAAUCCCAACCGAUCUCAAUCACAGAUGGGAUACAGAAGAAUUGGCAGGCGCUGCAGCUGAGAUUUGGAAACGAAAUGCAUCAACCCGAGGAUCGUCACGCUCUACAGGUUCCGAGAGCCGCAAAUCUCCACCGGUUGUCGACAAUCGAACAAGAAUUCGAUCUUCAGAUGGAUCUCGUUCUCCGGAUCGUACCGGGUCGUUGAAUCGUACCCCUUCUUCACCCACCAGACCACGAUAUCCUCAAUCCUGUUCUCUAGAGACCAAAUCAUUCGCUCAGGAAAUUGCCGGAACUGGACCAAAUCGUGCCAUGUGGUGCAAUAUGCCACAGGUUAUAGCAGCUGGAUUAUCGACUGGUUUAUCUUCCUUGGAAAAGAAACUGCAAGAGGCUCUAUUCGAAAUUAUCACCUCGGAAGCUUCGUACUACAGAAGCCUAAAUGUUCUUAUUGAGGUGUUCUACAAAGCACCUUGUAUGCAACCUGGCACUCCCGGUGCUGUCAUUACGCACACGCAGAAGCACCAUUUGUUCUCCAACAUUCUGGAGAUUCAUUUGACGAGUGAGAACUUUCUCAGCGCCAUGGAAGCCUGUUUCCGUGAGGAUCCUAUGCUGAAGAAUCUGUGCGAGAUUGUAUAUGAACACGCGGAGAGCCGAUUUGAUACCUACGUCCCAUAUGUACAGAAUCAGAUGUAUCAAACUCGGACGCUAUAGCAUAUUUGGGAUGCGCUUAACAUGAAACAUGUAAAAGCCUUUAUGGAUCACCCCAGUCAUCUAUUGUACGUAUUUACGAUUGGUUAUUUCAGUGAAACACCUGCAUUUGCCGAAGCUGUGAAGAACUUGCAACGUAUUCCGGAAGUCGGUUUUCUCGAUAUGAACUCGUUUCUCCUGUUGCCACUGCAACGCGUUACUCGACUUCGAUUGUUGGUAGCCACCGUGUUGAACUAUGCCCCCAAAAGCACUGUGGUAUAUCAAUCUGGUUUGGUCGCUUUGGCUGCAUUGGAAAAGGCAAGUAUCAGUCGAUAUGGUGAUUAA